Cicer arietinum (chickpea) is the source of this 869-nucleotide messenger RNA. RefSeq lists its product as uncharacterized. NCBI's taxonomy places the organism in Eukaryota, Viridiplantae, Streptophyta, Magnoliopsida, Fabales, Fabaceae. The record is from RefSeq and is a predicted model, not a curated record.
UAUAAUAUUGCAUUCUCCGGUCUUAUCCAGGAAUUUAUUUAACAAAGUCUGUGAAUGAAUGGUUCAUAAUUCAUAUUGGUAGCUCAUGUACUUGUGCAGUUGCAGAGUAGUCGAGUGGAGAAUAAUUAACUAUGAUGACAAGCUUGAAGUUGAAUCUAGCUCAUACCAUGAUUCUAUGUCCCCGCAGCAUCACUUCUAUAAUCGCAUUUUCACCAUCCUCUCUCACUCACUUCCAACACGCUUCUUCUUCUUCACCAAUAAUUGGUAUUGGUGAUUAUACUAUCCGCACCCAUUCACAUUCUCAUCCAUUUCCACCAGAAUCUGAAAACCAAGUUGAAGAUCUUCGUGUUCCUCAUCGUUGGUUACUCCCAACCAAUGCCCUCCAGGAAUCAGAGUGGCUAAGGGUUACUUUACACAAAUGGUUGGAUGAUGAAUACUGUCCUGAGGAAACCAAUGUGGAGAUAAGCAGAGUUGCUGCCAACUCCUAUUACAAUUCUUUGAUACAUAAACAAACUGAUUUGGGUGAGAUUUUGUUGAAUAUAGCACGUGAAUUGGAGUCCAUUUCUUAUAAAGAAAGUUUUCAUGGUGCUUUCUCAUCUGCAAAUGCUGCUGUAAGCCUAAUUGCUCAGCGGAUUGAACAAUUCUGCCACCCAAAUUGAAUUUUAUAGCUCCUCAUGUUUUGGUUUUUUUUUUACCACUAAAAUAAGGUUGAAUUUACUGCUCUUAAUGUAUUGUAUAUAUAGUCUUGUAACUUGUUUCUUUUUUAUUAUUAUUAUCAUAGAGUUUCCUAAUUCACUCUUUGGUUGAUCACAUGUUAUCCUACUCGAGAACUUCUGGUGUAUUUACUGUAGCAUAAUUGUUUUUUUUUU